Odocoileus virginianus texanus is the source of this 1968-nucleotide messenger RNA. Lineage: Eukaryota; Metazoa; Chordata; Mammalia; Artiodactyla; Cervidae. The record is from RefSeq and is a predicted model, not a curated record.
AGUUGAGGCGGGAGAGGCCGGGCUGAACCGGCUCGGCGUAGCGGGACUCCGGACUACAGCUGAGGCGCUUCUCCCGGAGCCGGUCAUGAACGGAUCGGCGGACGGUGAAGUGGACUACAAGAAGAAAUACCGAAAUCUGAAGCGAAAACUCAAAUUCCUCAUCUACGAACACGAGUGCUUCCAGGAGGAACUGAGGAAGGCGCAGAGGAAAUUGCUGAAGGUGUCCCGGGACAAGAGUUUCCUCCUAGACCGACUUCUCCAGUACGAGAACGUGGAUGAAGACUCUUCUGACUCUGAUGCCACUGCAUCUUCAGACAACAGCGAGACAGAGGGGACACCCAAGUUGUCAGACACACCUGCCCCUAAGAGGAAGAGAAGCCCUCCACUGGGGGGCACUCCCUCCCCCUCCAGCCUCUCCCUGCCUCCUUCAACAGGGUUUCCCCUUCAGGCCUCAAGGGCCCCCUCCCCAUACCUGAGCUCGCUGGCUUCCCCCACCUACCCCCCAUUCCCUUCUGACUACCUGGCCCUGCAGCUGCCCGAGCCCAGCCCCCUGAGGCCCAAGCGGGAGAAACGGCCCCGCCUGCCCCGGAAACUCAAGGUCUCAGAUUGUGUGUGUAUGAAGGGAGUGAUCAGACCACAUGUAAUCAUCAAGAAUUGUGGAGCGCCUCCUGUGUACCAAGCACUAUUCUAGGUGCUGCAGGUAGAGUAGUGAACACAACAAAAAUCCCUACCUUCUCAGAGCCCACGUUCUUGAAGGGAUAGGCAGAAAAUAAACAAGAUAAAUAGGUCACAAUGUAGAAAAAUGGAUUCAGGUAAAGAAUCCAUCUUACAGUUGGGUGGUCAGAGAUUUAAAAGGGAAUGAGCAGCAGCCCUUUGGCUGUCUUGAAAGUGUUUCAUUUAGGAAGGAAGUCAGUGUGGUCAGAGCUGAGUGAGAAAGAGUGACCAGAGUGCAAGUCAGAGCAGCACCUGAGAGCCAAGGACGUGGAGGGCCUCAGAGGUGCUAUAAAGAUUUGCACUUGUCCUGUGAGUGAAAUGGGAGCCACGGGAGAAGGCGGGCCUAGUGGGUUCUCAUCUGACUGACAUGUUAAGAACAUUGCUUGACACUGCUGUGAAUAGUCUAGGGGUUAGGGGCAAGGUCAGGAUGGAAGUGGGGAGACCAGUGAAGAGGCUGCUGCAGUCAUUGAAGCAGCAUGGAGAAGGGUAGAAGUCGAUGAUGGGUCUCUUUGAGAGAACGAGCCCUGGGAAGACCCGUGUGGGCUAUGAGAGAGAGGGGCGUGGACAGUGACUCCAGGUGGUUUGGCCUGAGCAGCUGAAGAAGUGGAGUGGCCCUUCUGAGUUGGGGAGGACUGUGGGAGGAGCAGGCUUGGGAGGGAAGGUGAGUUUGGCUUUGGACAUGUUGAGAUGCUGUCUGGAAAUGUGGACAGGACAACUGGGUAGUGUGAGCCUGGGCCACAUGAGGUGCCUAUUUGGAAGUCAUGGGCAGGGAGGUAGAUGGAGAGAAGUUGGCACCUUGAGUGCCAGGAGAGAUGAGGACCCGGAAGGCACAGUGCCCUUCCAGCUCUGAGCCAAAGUGAUAUAGGGACUGGUGUGAUGGCUCUCCUUUGGGUAGACUGUAGACUCGAGACUCUGGAGCCAGAAGUGAAAUGGGAACCAUGCUUGUGGUAGUCAGGAGUGUGGCUUCUGGAGUUUGAACCCCAGCCCUGCCACUUACUUCUGUAUGACCUUGGCCUUUGAGCCUGGAGAAUGAGUGACUGCCCAGCUUGUUUCACUCUCCUCAGCAGGGUUUUUGCUUCUUGUGUGUGGGGCGGGCUGGUGGAGAGGGCUCGGGCCACUGAAACCUGGAGCCAGAGGGUGAAGGCAUGGUGCAGGCUUGGCAUUUUGAGGCUUUGAGGUUCUGGGUCCUAAAGCAGAGAUGUGUCAGGAAGCUACAUUCUAGACAUGCAGGGCAGAGGGGCCCAGAUGGAUCAC